GGCCCAGCAGACGGUUAUUCACCAUGGAGAACAUUUCAGACACACGGGCUCGGACUCGCCCCUGUCACGGUUCGGGGGAUUUGUGUGAGUUUUCCAACGGGACAGACACUAACUUCACUCUACCUGAGCAGUACCCAGAUUUCUACAUCGUGCUGCCCGUGAUCUAUUCUGUGAUCUGUGCUGCCGGCCUCACGGGCAACACGGCUGUGAUCUAUGUCAUUCUCAAAGCCCCGAACAUGAAGACCGUGACGAACAUGUUCAUUUUAAAUCUGGCGAUUGCAGAUGAUCUGUUCACCCUGGUGCUGCCCAUCAAUAUCGCGGAGCACCUUCUGUACUACUGGCCCUUCGGGGAGAUCAUGUGCAAGCUCAUCCUUUCCAUUGACCACUACAAUAUCUUCUCCAGCAUUUAUUUCCUGACCGUCAUGAGUAUAGACCGCUACCUGGUGGUCUUGGCCACCGUGCGCUCCAAGAAGCUGCCGCAGCGCACUUACAGGACGGCCAAGAUGGUCAGCCUCUGCGUCUGGCUCCUGGUCACCCUCAUCGUCUUACCCUUCACCAUCUUCGCCCAAGUCUACACCGACCCCAUGAACAGGAAGAGCUGCGUCCUGGUGUUCCCCAGACCAGAGCGCGCCUGGUUGAAAGCCAGCCGCAUCUACACCCUGAUCUUGGGCUUCGCCAUCCCAGUCUCCACCAUCUGCCUGCUCUACACCAUGAUGCUGUACAGGCUGAGGAACAUGCACCUGAACUCGAACGCCAAAGCCCUGGACAAAGCCAAGAAGAAGGUGACACUGAUGGUCUUCAUCGUGCUGGCCGUGUGUCUGUUCUGCUGGACUCCCUUCCACCUCACCACCAUUGUCUCUCUGACCACGGAUGUUCAAGAGACGCCUCUUGUGAUUGGGAUCGCCUACUUUAUCACCAGCUUAAGCUACGCCAAUUCCUGCUUAAACCCCUUUCUGUACGCCUUUCUGGACGACAGUUUCCAGAAGAGUUUUAAGAAAUUAUUGGAGUGCAGAGCAGCGUAG
Molecule: messenger RNA, 1022 nt
Organism: Hemiscyllium ocellatum (epaulette shark)
Lineage: Eukaryota; Metazoa; Chordata; Chondrichthyes; Orectolobiformes; Hemiscylliidae
Gene: npbwr2b
Product: neuropeptides B/W receptor 2b
Exons: 1
Coding region: 24-1022 (332 amino acids)
Biological process (GO): neuropeptide signaling pathway
Cellular component (GO): neuron projection; membrane
Molecular function (GO): neuropeptide binding; neuropeptide receptor activity
Source: RefSeq, a predicted model, not a curated record